AUGUUCAUCAGAUAUCAGUUUAAGUAUCCACGUCCACCAAAGCCAAAGGCCCCAAGGGUAUAUGAGGCACAUGUGGGGAUGAGUAGCUCUGAAGCCCGCAUAAAUUCUUACAGGGAAUUUGCAGAUGAGGUUUUGCCCCGUAUCCGAGCAAAUAACUAUAAUACAGUCCAGCUGAUGGCCGUGAUGGAACAUUCUUAUUAUGCAUCAUUUGGAUAUCAUGCAACGAAUUUUUUUGCUGUGAGCAGUAGAUCUGGAACCCCUGAAGAUCUUAAAUAUCUGAUAGAUAAAGCCCAUAGCCUAGGGUUGCAGGUUUUGAUGGAUGUUAUCCAUAGUCAUGCUAGUAAUAAUAUUACCGAUGGACUCAAUGGCUUUGACGUUGGUCAAAACUCACAAGAUUCUUACUUCCAUACUGGAGAUAGAGGUUAUCAUAAGUUGUGGGAUAGUAGACUCUUUAAUUAUGCCAACUGGGAAGUUCUUCGUUUCCUUUUAUCUAAUUUAAGGUGGUGGCUCGAGGAGUUUAACUUUGAUGGAUUUCGAUUUGAUGGAGUAACAUCAAUGCUGUAUCAUCAUCAUGGAAUCAAUAUUGCAUUUACUGGGGAUUAUAAUGAAUAUUUUAGCGAAGCAACGGAUGUGGAUGCUGUUGUCUAUCUGAUGUUGGCUAAUUGUCUGAUCCAUAGUAUUUUGCCAGAUGCAACUGUAAUUGCUGAAGAUGUUUCUGGCAUGCCUGGAAUUGGUCAACCAGUUUCUGAAGGUGGAAUUGGUUUUGACUAUCGUCUAGCCAUGGCUAUCCCUGAUAAAUGGAUUGAUUACUUGAAGAACAAGAAUGACUACACAUGGUCAAUGAAAGAAAUCUCUUGGAGUUUGACAAAUAGGAGAUACACUGAGAAAUGUGUUUCCUAUGCUGAAAGCCAUGACCAGGCCAUUGUUGGUGAUAAGACUGUUGCAUUUCUCCUAAUGGACGAAGAAAUGUAUUCUGGCAUGUCUUGCUUGGCUGAUGCUUCUCCUGUUGUUGAGCGAGGGAUUGCUCUUCAGAAGAUGAUACACUUCAUAACCAUGGCAUUGGGUGGAGAGGGCUACCUUAAUUUUAUGGGCAAUGAGUUUGGCCAUCCGGAAUGGAUUGAUUUCCCAAGAGAAGGCAAUGGAUGGAGUUAUGAGAAGUGCAGACGUCAGUGGAAUCUGGUGGAUACAGAUCAUUUGAGAUACAAGUUCAUGAAUGCAUUUGACAGAGCAAUGAACUUGCUUGAUGAUAAAUUCUCAUUCCUCGCAUCAACAAAACAGAUUGUGAGCAGUGCAGAUGAUGAAGACAAGGUUAUAGUCUUUGAGCGAGGAGAUCUGAUAUUUGUAUUCAAUUUUCAUCCAGAGAAUACGUAUGAAGGGUAUAAAGUUGGAUGCGACUUGCCUGGGAAGUACAGAGUUGCAUUGGAUAGUGAUGCUUGGGAAUUUGGAGGUCAUGGAAGGGUUGGGCACGAUGUAGAUCACUUCACGUCCCCGGAAGGCAUACCAGGAGUCCCUGAAACAAAUUUUAAUAAUCGCCCUAAUUCAUUGAAGGUCCUCUCCCCUGCUCGUACUUGCGUGGUAUAUUAUAGAGUGGAAGAAAACCAAGAUGAAGGCAGCAAUAACAGUUUGGUUGGGCUAGAGGACACUUUUGCCGCAGCAGAUGUUGCAAAAAUUUCUGAUGAAUCUACUUCUAUAGAAAGUAAAGAUAGCAAUAAUGUGGAUGGGGUGAAAGAGACAUUAGCUUCAACAGAUGUCUCUGCUGAAGUUGCAAAAAUUUCUGGUGAGUUGGUUUCUGUAGAAAGUGAAGUUCGCAAUUUGGAUAAGGAGGGAAGAGAUGAUAACAGCAGCUUCUAUAGAAAGUGA
This is a messenger RNA of Sphenostylis stenocarpa, 1860 nucleotides long. The record is from the annotation of a GenBank genome assembly. Lineage: Eukaryota; Viridiplantae; Streptophyta; Magnoliopsida; Fabales; Fabaceae.